Messenger RNA from Saccostrea cuccullata (small rock oyster), 377 nucleotides. Its product is annotated as insulin-like growth factor 1 receptor. Gene Ontology annotation, cellular component: plasma membrane; signaling receptor complex. Gene Ontology annotation, biological process: cell surface receptor protein tyrosine kinase signaling pathway; positive regulation of kinase activity; multicellular organism development. The record is from RefSeq and is a predicted model, not a curated record. Gene Ontology annotation, molecular function: transmembrane receptor protein tyrosine kinase activity; ATP binding. The transcript is spliced from 5 exons. The annotation marks the transcript as partial. NCBI's taxonomy places the organism in Eukaryota, Metazoa, Mollusca, Bivalvia, Ostreida, Ostreidae.
AUGUUUGAGGAAAUUGGCAAUGGACAUUUUGGGAUUGUCAGGAGAGGCAAAAUACUCUCCACAUCAACCCCAGUUGCUCUUAAGGAAUUGAAACCCUAUUCGACAGCAGUGGAGAAAAUGGAUUUUCUUUUAGAAGCUAUAACAUUAUGGGACAUAGCUGCAAGGAACUGCUUAAUAUCACGACGUGAAAGCCAAGUGGUUGUGAAAAUAGCCGAUUUUGGAAUGGCAAGGGAUGUCACCAUGGCUUUCGGGGUACUUAUGUGGGAGAUUUACACGGGAGCUCAGUUGCCUUACGGCGAUUUCACGAUUGAUGCUGUGAUGAAUCACAUCAUUCAGGGAGGAAAACUGGACAAACCUACGAAAUGUUCUAACGAUGU